Macroventuria anomochaeta is the source of this 2924-nucleotide messenger RNA. RefSeq lists its product as uncharacterized. The transcript is spliced from 5 exons. Gene Ontology annotation, molecular function: zinc ion binding; DNA binding; DNA-binding transcription factor activity, RNA polymerase II-specific. Bases 260 to 2584 code for a protein of 774 amino acids. Gene Ontology annotation, biological process: DNA-templated transcription; regulation of DNA-templated transcription. NCBI's taxonomy places the organism in Eukaryota, Fungi, Ascomycota, Dothideomycetes, Pleosporales, Didymellaceae. The record is from RefSeq and is a predicted model, not a curated record.
UUUUCUGCCGGCGGAUCGAACGAUGCCUAGGUAAAUAACGCAAGUGACCUCGGGAAGUUGACGGAUGGUGAGAAGCUCGAGGUGUUCUGCGAUCCACAGGAUGGUUCUUUCCGGAAGCGGCUAAACACUAGCGCCAAUCGGCAAGAGCCCCGCACGUGAAGAUUGAGCCUCUCCUCGCCGAUGACUUCACAAAAGGUCGCAACCACCUGAGUUUCACACUGCGAAUGACAGGUGAUAAGAGGAGGGUGAAUAUCGAGGGAUGGUUGAGACAAAGCCUGGUUCCCAGGCGCACUCGCCGAAUAUAGCAGGAAAGUCUGGUGGAGGGCGGCAGCGCACGAUACAAAGUUGCUUAACCUGCCGGCGUCGCAAAGUCAAAUGCGAUCAUGGACAUCCAAUAUGCGGAGCUUGCACGCGUGGGAAUCACCUCUGUACCUGGUCAGAUCAGGUGCAGGGCCAAACAUCUGCCCGAAGGGUAUCCAAACCAUCAACACCUGGGGGCGGAAGACUUGCGAAGAACAGUGACGUUCAGUCGCGCCUUGAUCGACUUGAACUUCUCCUCGAAAAAGCAGUUACAGGACAAGGUGGCAAACCGUCCGUGUCUGCUCGAGCUAUUGGCGACAGCGAAAUGAAGGAUCAUGAAGCAGCGCUGACGCCAUCAUCGAACAGCCAGACUUCUCACGGCGCCGGUAUGGCUGACGACGGCGAUGGCACUCUACUUCUCGACGGCGGACAGUCGAAGUUCGUGUCUUCGUUGCAUUAUGCUCUACUUGCAGAAGAGAUUCAAGAUAUCAAGGCAUUACUUGGUGACAAAACAGAUGAAGAGCGAAAAGAAGUGCCACAAAGCAGUUUGGUGGACCUCCUGUCGCUGGGUCGUGCAGGUGCAGGUUCAAACCUGGACCAGCUUUUACCGGAUACACAAGAACAGCGAGAUACCCUUCUCGAUGUGUACUUCGCCAACGUCGACCCUAUGGUCCGGAUCACCCAUAAACCUAGCGUUGUGCGCAAGUACUCGUUGUAUAUGCGCGAGACCCAUCCCCUGGCGUUUGCAAUAUGUUUUUCGGCUAUCAACUCGUUGCCCCCCAACGUGGUCCAGAGUCGAUUUGGCGAGACGAAGGAGGAGCUUCUGGAUCGUUUUCAACUAGGCGUAGAGAUUUCUCUGGCUCGGGAGAACUACCUCACAACAUCAAGCCUAGAGAUUUUCCAAGGUUUCGUGCUCUGGCUGACAUGCAUCACAAAGGAAGAGGAUAUGGGCAAGGCUUGGGCGCUGCUCGGCAUCGCAAUGCGCAUUGCGUUGAACCAAGGUUUACAUCGUGACCCAUCCCUGUUCCCUGUUGGCUCGAUGGACGCUCUCACAAUAGAGCUUCGCCGUCGCAUAUGGCAUCAAUUAGGUCAUCUGGAGUUUCGUGCCGCCGAGUGCAAAGGACAGGAACCAAGUCUGUCUGAAGAUUACUACACAACAUUGUUUCCGCGUAAUGUCGAGGACGAAGAACUCAUUGACGGGGCAAGUCCCGGCCCAGCGCCAUACGAUGGAGAGAGAUUCACAUCGAUCACCUUCCAGCUCGUCAGGUAUCAGGGAAUGUCAGCACUCAGGCGGAUCAUUCGAAGUACCUAUCACCUUGAGAGACGAAUGUUGGACUCGGGCCUCCACGGUACAUCAAGACCGGACCCUGCGCGAGAGCUUCAAGAACUCUACGAGCAAAUCAAGAAGAUGCUAGAUGAGGUGCAUGAGGAGUCCCACAGGAAGUAUCUUCGCUUCUGCAACCCGGAGAUCCCUAUGCAAAGACUAUGCAUGGGCUUAGCUUCACUGCUCGAAUGGCGAUGCUACCUGCUCUUCUGGCUUCGCAUGCCUAGGGCCUAUAGGGACGUCGUUUUCUCCAAUGAGAUCCGCAAAUCCAUCUUCGAGAAAUCCGUUAAUUGCAUAGAAACAAUUAAUGGAGCAUCGGUCGAUGUCGACGCGGCUCGCUUUCAAUGGCACAUUGGUGGUGUUGCUUCCUUCCAAGCUAUCAUGCAUGUGCUCUCCGAACUUCGUAACCCGAUGUUCGAUAGCCCUGACCGGCAAAGAGCGCUUAGGGCUCUUCAAAUGUCACGCAUACUACGCGAGAACAACGGUGCCAAAGCGUGGCUAGCAGUGAAAGCCAUGAUCGACAAAGCCAUACAAGAGCACAGCAUGUCGCAAAGAACCCAGUCCCAAAGCUCAAGCGCGUUCGCCAGCCCGACGGCACCGGUAUCGACCGCACUACAGACCGAUGGAAAUGUGCAGGUCUACCCAGGACAAGGUCAGAUACCCAGUUACGCGAUACAAGCACCGUCGAUACCAUAUGGCCAGCCUGCAGCAACGUCCCAGCCUGUGCAGAACUACCCUCAGCCAAGCUAUGUACAGCCGAUAGGGCCAAUGCAGGAGCAGGCUCCGCCAUCCUGGGAAGAUAUCAACCUCAGCAAUAUCAACAACAUAGUUGACAGUCAAGCCACGCCUGGCAUAGUACCAGAGUUCGAUUUUGGGUUUUGGGGUGACCCUUUCAACUAUGAGAACGAGCCCAUUACCUUUCCCACAGAAGGCAGCUACUUCCCUCCUUGGACCGGUUGAAGAAAAGCAGAAGCAGGCCUGUUAUGUAUCGAUACCCCUUCUCAAUGAAUCAUGUUUGACACAUCUGUUAUUACAGAAUAGCUUUAGUGACUGCAUACAACUGUCAGUGCGUCACGGGCAGACACCAGUAGCCGUCUAAAAGAGGAUGCCCCGGCCGCCGGAGCUGGAGUCCCCACCUGCAGAGGUAACGAGUUGCGCGCCUCUGCAAUAAGCCUGUCAUUGAACACACGUAUAGCGUCGCAGGUCAACUUUAAUCGAUUUAAAGUACAUCAGGAUACUGCAACGGCAGUCACAACCGCUCAUUGCAGUUGCCUCAACCUUGGACUAAUACCUGGGAUAU